Molecule: messenger RNA, 909 nt
Organism: Castor canadensis (American beaver)
Lineage: Eukaryota; Metazoa; Chordata; Mammalia; Rodentia; Castoridae
Product: olfactory receptor 4C11-like
Biological process (GO): G protein-coupled receptor signaling pathway
Cellular component (GO): membrane
Molecular function (GO): G protein-coupled receptor activity; olfactory receptor activity
Source: RefSeq, a predicted model, not a curated record
AUGGUGACUAACCACAGUGUGACUGAAUUCAUUCUGUCUGGGUUGACACAAGAUGCUGGAAAGCAGAAGGUAGUAUUUGGGAUUUUCUUGAUUCUUUACCUUAUGACGCUAUUGUGGAAUAUUCUCAUUUUGGUGACCAUUAAAAGAAGCCAGUCACUUGGAAGUCCCAUGUACUUCUUCCUGUUCUACCUAUCCUUUUCUGAUGUUUGCUUCUCUACAACCACAGCCCCACGAUUGAUUGUGGAUGCCCUUUCACAGAGGAAAAUAAUUUCCUACAGUGAGUGCAUGAUCCAGAACUUUUCAAGCCAUUUCUUUGGGUGCAUGGACAUAUUUGUGCUUAUCCUCAUGUCAUUUGAUCGAUAUGUGGCCAUCUGUAAGCCUCUGAGAUACACAACCAUCAUGAGCCAACAUAUAUGUCAUGCAUUGGUGAAUCUGGCCUGGGCAGGGUCUUUUAUCCAUUCCUCAGCACAGCUUUUCUUGGCUUUGAAAUUACCUUUCUGUGGCCCCAAUGUAAUUGAUCACUUUUUCUGUGAUGUAGAACCUUUGUUGAAACUUGCCUGCAUGGACACUUAUGUCAUUAAUCUACUGAUAGUGUUUAAUAGUGGUGCCAUAUGCCUGUUGAGUUUUGUAAUCCUUCUUAUCUCCUACAUUUUCAUUUUACAUUCUCUGAGAAACCGGAGCACAGAAGGAAGAAGGAAAGCCUUCUCUACUUGCACCUCCCACAUCAUUGUUAUCAUCUUAUUUUUUGUUCCAUGUAUCUUCACAUAUACUCGCCCUCCAACCACAUUUCCAAUGGACAAGAUGGUGGCCGUGUUUUAUACUAUUGGGACACCCUUGCUCAACCCUCUGAUCUAUACUCUGAGGAAUACAGAAGUGAAAAAUGCCAUGAGAAAAUUAAUUGUGGUGUAG